AUGACGAGCGGCCACCUUGAACCUGAGGUAGGGCCUGAGGUGAAGCCUGUCUUUGAGACUACUGGACUUCACGCGCGUCAUUCCCGCCUACUCCCCUACCGACUCCAGCCGUCAUCCCCUCGCAAGGCCGAACAAGUCGCCAAGGAACAAGACCGCUGGGUGAGCUGGGACUGGGACCAGGACCUUUGUAAAUGGGACCUUGAUUGGGUUCCCUACAGCGGGCCGACUGUUGCGCAUGCCAGACAGCUCGUUGAUUUCUAUCUAGACGAGGGUCUGAUUUCUGGCUUGCCACGGAACUACAAACUGACACUACUUGGAGCCGGUGUCUAUAACAAUAACUUCAAGCUUGACUUCUCGACCACCACAUCUGACACGACAUUCGAGACCACAUUUGAGGAAACUGAUAGUGCUGGCAAGGAUGAGUGUCUGGCCAGAGGCACACCCAAGCAAGGAGACCAUGGGCUGCCCAACUGCCUGAUCCUCAAGCUCAGCAUGCCUAUGGACCCGUACUUCAAGGUUGAGAGCGAGGUAGCCACAACCCUCUUUGUACGCGACAUUGUUGGCAUCCCAGCCCCGGCCAUCAUCUGGUUUGAUUCGAGCGGUGCAAACCCUCUCGGCCUCGAAGCCAUUUUUAUGGAAUAUAUGCUGGGCACGACUGUCCAGGAGUGGCAGGACACCGAGUUGCGGAUGGAAGACAGGCUUAUUCAAAAGGAGUAUGCGGCCUUCAUGGUUCCAACCCUCCGCCAAGUUCAGAGCUACGUCGAGAAGUUGCAAGGCAUCUCGUUUGACCGCAUCGGGAGCCUCUACUACGAUUGGGAAGGAGACGGCGGCUACCUUAUCGGGCCGAUUGCCAACCUGCACUUCUCUGCUGGGCCGUACCGCCGUUCCAAGCUGGACCGGGGCCCAUUUGCAGGCCCGCUUGCCUAUCUGCAUGGUCUAAUUGAUGCGUGGGUACCGGAUAUCAUCCCGGCCAUGGUCCAAGGCGGCAAUCCAUGCCAAGAACUGAUGCCAGACAUGGACUUAUCCCCCAAGUCGAAGUCGGAGUUUGACUCGGAGCCCAGCAGCAGCAGCAGCAGCAGCAGUGGUGAGGUGUGUAUUACGCCGCCGGACUCGGAGGAUUGCGAUGGCAUGAUGAAGAUGAUCAACGUUGCCGAAGUGAACCGUUCGUUGCCAACUCCGUCACUACCUUCAGCCCCAAGUCUACCCAUUCUUCUAGCACCUCCAACUCCCAUCAAGGACGGCACUCCCAGUCCCAUACAGCCAGUCCUCCUCCCUUCAAACAUGCAACAACGCAUCGACCUGGCCCGAGACUUGGUCGUCCUACUUGCCCAGCGGUGUCCUCAGAUUUUUCAGGUCCCUCCUCCCAACAGCAAUGGUGCCAAUACCGGUGUUGCCCAUGCUACUGCUACCGAUGCCACCGACAGGGCCGGGUAUUUCAGGCCCCACGUCUACCACACCGACCUGCACGCCGACAACAUAAUGGUCCACCCGACCACAGGAGCCGUCACCGCCCUCCUGGACUGGGAACACACCAAGGUCUGCCCGGGGUAUUGCCGGUCGCCCCUCCCUCUCGUCAUGUACCACCAGGUGGGGCCGCGCUUGGUAGCCUCCAUGUCAGUCGGCGAGCGAGCCUGGCUGCCAUACGGGCUAAGCGAGACCAAGACCUUGUCCCUGGCUGGCUUUCUGGCGGAGAUGCAGGCGGGGACGCCUGCUUCCUCUUUUGCCUGGCACGGCGCGGCGGCGGCAGCGGCGGCAGCGGAGGCGGCAGCGGAGGCGGCGGCGGAGGCAGCACCAGCGAUAGUCGGGGACGACGGCUACUGGAUUCCGCGCGAGUUUGUGCCGCUAGACGAGGCGGUGAGCAUUCAGUCUGCGGUGCUUGGGGAUGUUGUGGGGCUGCUUCACACUGUGGCUGUGUGGGAUGGACGUUGCGAAGGUGCCGUAAGGGAGGCGGUUCAGAUGCUGCAGCGGUGGUAA
Phialemonium atrogriseum is the source of this 1974-nucleotide messenger RNA. RefSeq lists its product as uncharacterized. The transcript has 2 exons. The record is from RefSeq and is a predicted model, not a curated record. Bases 1 to 1974 code for a protein of 657 amino acids. Lineage: Eukaryota; Fungi; Ascomycota; Sordariomycetes; Cephalothecales; Cephalothecaceae.